AUGUGGCAGGACCCUCCAUCCCUGGAUACAGCCAUCCAGCACGCCCUGGCAGGCCUCUAUCCCCCAUUUGAGGCCACAGCGCCUACCAUCCUGGGUCAGGUAUUCCGUCUCCUGGAGUCCAAUUUCCAGGGGGAUGGACUGAACUUCCUCCUGGAUUUCUUGAUCCCUGCCAAGCGCCUGUGCGAGCAAGUGCGAGAAGCAGCCUGUGCCCCCUACUCACACUGCCUCUUCCUACAUGAGGGCUGGCCGCUCUGUCUGCGGAAUGAGGUUGUGGUCCACCUGGCACCUCUCAAUCCCCUCUUAUUACGUCAGGGUGACUUCUACCUCCAAGUUGAGCCCCAGGAGGAGCAGUCUGUCUGCAUCAUGAUCAAGUGCCUCUCUUUAGACCUUCGCACAGUGGACAAGAAGCCUAUUCCUGAGUCCUCCUACCCUAUACUUUUCACCCAAGAGUGGCUGGAGGCCGUCAAUAGUGACUUUGAGGGAAGUCCCCUACACAGCUGCAUGGUAGCCUCAGAAAAUGGGAUUUCCCUGCUGCCUUGGACCAAGAUAACCAGCCCAGAGUUUGUGGAUGACAGAUUCCAAGCAGUGAAGGUCCUUUCCCCAGUCUUCAAGUCCCUUCAAUUAGAAAAACUUGAUUUGAACAACCCCCAAGAGCCGCACCAGGCCAGGGCCCUAGGCAGCCAGGAAUUUCCUGCCCGGAGUUUGGUCAAGGGUAUGAGCAAAACAAAUGGAAACAAGUAUCCAGGACUCAUCAAAGUGGAGCAAGCCAGGCCUGGGGCACACAACAUGGUCAGCAAGGACUUGGAGAGAGAUUAUGUGGCUCUUCUAGACUUUUCCCAAGAGAAUAGUGGAACGUCUCUCAGUAAAGAAGCAGAGACAUCCAAUGGAUGUUCUUGUGGGGAACUGGAGGAACUAUCCCAAAUUAAAGAAACCCACCUCUCCCAAAGGAUGCUGCCUCCCUCAGGGGCCAAUGGAGAAUCUUCCUUAGAAAAAUGGACUUAUGCAAGGUCAGCAAGGUCGGAAGAGGAACUCUGUCUUUUGGGCUUGAGGAAAAAGGUCAGUCAUGAAGCCCCCAUCCACAACUCAAAAUGCUCACCCCAAGAACCCUACUUCAGUGUCCUAGAGAACCCCCCAGACCAUGCCUCUAGCCUCAAGGCAGGUAUUUCUGAAGAGCCAGCUGCCUCCAAGAGCCAGGGAUCUCUGAGAAACCCAGAGAAUUUGUCCCAACUCAGGCCAGAACCAAGACAAGCUUCCUCUCCCCGCCUUUCCCCAGAGUCUGCUCCAGUCCCUGAAGCAAAGAUGGGAAACAGAAGAUUGCUCAUGCCUAUGACCAACCCUAUCCAGAGCACCUCCUCUUCUGGGUCCCCUACUCCCAGACUCAAGUCUUCAUUCUCAGCAGGGCAAAGGUUACCUACAGCAUCCUCUGAGAAAGCUUUGGUACAGCAUGACAAGCCCUGGAAAGUCCUGUGCUCUUGGUACUCUCCCGGAUCCAACGGAGUCCAGUCCACGGCAAAAGCUGGAACAACUCACACCAAAACAUCUGGCCUGGUCGCUGACUCAGGCCCAUUGACUGGCGUAAAUGCUGCAUUCCCAGAAGCUUCUUCGGGCCCUUCAGAAAGAGGCCCCACCCUGGACGAGGCUCCCUCAGGGCCUGAGCCCAGGAUUGGAGCUCUGAGUGUUGAGAUCUGCCACUCUGGGAUAGCCUGCCUGCCAGGUGGUCGGGACAGGGCAGGACGACCCCUGCUUCUGGUGUCAACCAGCGAGGAGCUCUGGGAGACGCCAUGGUGUUCAGUCUCAGAGGUCACCAAGUUACUCUCCUACCUGUGUGCCAUCCCCAGGUCUGAAGCUAAAACCAAGGGGCUGACAGUUGUGAUUGAUGCCAGGAAACAGCCCCCACACCCAAGUCUGGUCAGUGCCCUGCAGGCCACCCAGGGUUUGGUCCCAGCCUCCAUCCAGGCUCUGCUGUUCCUGGGGGAGAAGGCAGCUGCUCUCAAGCUGGCGACAUUACCUGAUGUCCAGGUGGAGGUGCUGACCUCAUUGAAGACCCUCAGCUACCACGUGGACCCCAGCCAGCUGCCUAGAGCCCUGGAGGGUCCCUUCCCCUACUGCCACAGCGAGUGGGUGCGAUUUUUCCAGAAAUUGGACCCUUUCCUUGCUGACCUCCGCCAGGCCUCCUCCCUGCUUCAAGCUUCCAUAGAGGAGUUUGAGAAGGAGGACCCUCCCGGGGGAGUGCAGGAGGCUGCCAGGUGUCUGAGAAAGUCCAAGGAGCUGAUGGAGGCUGUGCUGAAGGACCCAUGCCUACUGGGCCUCCAGCAGGAAGGUGGAGCCACACUAGCCAGGCUGCAGUGGGAGGCCAGCAGGCUAGACUUCAACCCCGAUGUCAGGAGCCACUUGGCUGAGGCUGCCACCCUGUACGGCCUUGUGGAUGAGCAACUACAUAUCCUGGUCACUGCAUCCAACCACCUCUUGGGGAAGCUGGAGCUCCGAAUCCGCCUUGGUCACCUGGAGGCUUCCAUCCACCAGGUCAGCGACUGGAUGGAGCAGGCAGGAAGCCGGUGCCUACAAGCACUGACCCCCAAGGAUGGAAGCCUGGAGACAGUGGAGAAAGCCCACACCGAGUUCCAGGCGUUCUUCCUUCAAGCUGCAGCGCAGUACCGCCGUGGCCUCGCACUGUCCAAGCAGGCGGCGCGGCUGGGAGCGGUGGCUGGAGGGGUCAGCGAGGCAGACAAAGCAGGGUUCCCAGAGAUGGCGGCCUUUGCCACCACCUUGCGGGCCUUCCAAGCUAAGCUGACCCACUUCUACAUGGCGGCGGAGCGGCAGCGCACAGACCUGGAGACGCUACUGCACCUCCACCGCUUCUGCAAGAAGAUGUCCUGGUUCCACAUGGACUGUCAGGAUUUGAUGACCCAGCUCAGGCUGGGCAAGGCCCAAGGGGCCAGUCCUGGGGACCAAUGCCGCCUCCACCGCUACCUGCAGCGGCUGGCCUCCGAGUUCCCUGCUGAGAAGCUCACAGCCAUGAGUCUGCAAGUGACCUCUCUGAGCUGGGCAGGCCUGGGCCGGGAUCUGUGGGAAGAGGCCCAGAGCCAACAUGAGGAGAUCCGAACUCUCCUGAAGAAGGCGUUGGCCCACUGUCCCUGCCCAACAACUUCUGCCACCCACUCAGCACACGCAGAACUGAAAGGGGCAUUUGCCAAGGUUCUGGGUCUGAAUAGAGAUGUCUUUUCAAGGGCAAGGCGGGACCCACUCCUGCAGGACUCACUGGGUGUGGAGCAUCUGCCAAAAUCCUCUUGGCUCUCUCAGGCCACCAGAAAUGGGCAGAACAGAAAUUUCCAGCCAUGUCCUCCACCCAAAGAAGCGGGCCAGGCUGCAGAGGCUGAUGAAGGCAACGGCCCCCAUGAGCCCCUGGAUGCUGCCCCUGAGUGUUCUCCUCCUAUCUCCUCCUGCCAGCAGCCUCCCAGACAGCUGGACCUGAGCUCUCCCAGCCAGGUCCCUUGCCUGACUGGGGGCAGCUUCUCCUCAGAAGGAACAGACUCACAUACAUCUCUGGAGGACUCCCUCGAGACAAGUCCCGCUGCAUCCCUCAAGCUGGCAGCCCUGUGA
Molecule: messenger RNA, 3600 nt
Organism: Chrysochloris asiatica (Cape golden mole)
Lineage: Eukaryota; Metazoa; Chordata; Mammalia; Afrosoricida; Chrysochloridae
Product: KIAA1755 ortholog
Exons: 14
Coding region: 1-3600 (1199 amino acids)
Source: RefSeq, a predicted model, not a curated record